GUAACUUGUUCAUCAUGUCUGGCGACGGCCACACAAGUCCAAAGGCAGAUGCACUAGCAGGAAAUCGGCUCAGCUCGGACAUCGACGACGCGUUCGAGGACUGCGGAGACGACGACAGCACUUCGCUCGAGCUCGACUCCGCAGCAAUCCGGAAGCAGCUUCAGGAGAACUAUGCUCAGGACGGUCAAGAACAUGCUGAAACGGAAGCAGGCUCGUCCGUUCAUGGCCAGGAUACGUCUGUCUCUACCUUCUAUCUUGAUGGCUCCACCAGUGGCGACCCCAACUCUCGGCCACUUUCAUCUCUAGCACACUCCCCCGGAGGGCCUUACACUCCGGACGAGUUUAACAUUGAUUUCUCCAAAAUAUCUCUUUCCGAAGACCCUGCCGAGGUUGCACAGGAAGAUGACAGUCUAGAUGCGAAAGAGGAACCCCUUGAGCACGAACAAACUGUUGGCGACCAUGACCCGCGAGCAUCCCUCGCUUCUGAAUUGACAACCUCGGGCUCCGAAGACCGCGCAGGGAGUCCGAUCAGGUUUGCAACCGAGUCAGAGGAAGAAAGAUCGAUAAGUUCUGACGAUGUCACAUCUCUACCCCGAGAAGAAGAAAAGAGAGAGCCACCGCCCCAGCACCCUUCGGAUUCACAACCAGAGACACCAGGGGCUGCGGAUUCUACAAAGCACUCGUAUUCUUUAUCUCAACCGCCACCCUCAAAAACAUCUUCAAGCUCGGUGCCGAGACCAAAGCCAACGAGGUCUGCUGGUCCCAGCGCACUGCAAAAAGUCGUCAGUAGGACUCGUCCACCCUUCUUGCCUCCAAAGGACAAGAGAGAAGAUGAGAAGCAUCUCCAGGAUUGGGAGACCAUGAUGGCGCUCAGUCGUGUGGCAGAGGAGAAGCGGCGCAAGGCGCUUCAAGAACGUAGGGCAGCCCGCGAAGCCAGGAUCGAGCAGUCGAUACCGAUGUGGCAAAAGGAGAUCAUGCCAGAUUGGCGAGUAGUCAACAAGAAUCCCUCUCUGAGGAAACUCUGGUGGAAUGGUAUCCCUGCAAAACUGCGUGCGGAUCUCUGGCAGCGUGCUGUAGGGAACCCAUUAGCUCUGAGUCAAAGCAAUUAUGUUACUUGCCUGGCUCGAGCAAAGCGUGCUCUUACGUCCGGGGUCUUCCCUGCAGAUACGCUUGCUAGCAUGGAAGAGGAUAUCAUCACCACCCUUCCCGCACUUCACAUCUUCCAUCCAGACACAGGUCCUCUAUAUCAAGACCUCAAAGACAUGUUGUGCGCAUGGGUCGUUUCACGUGCAGACGAAGGACUUGGCUAUACGCAUGGGGCUGCCAAGAUCGCUGCGAUGUUCCUUCUCAAUAUGGCGCCACCGCAAGCAUUCACCACCAUGCGGAAUUUGCUUGAGAGGCAUUGUAUACGCUCAUUUUAUGGCGGUUCUGCCUCAAACGACGAUGUAGAAGCGUACUAUCGAAUUUUUGACACGCUCCUAGCAGAUGGAAUGCCGAAGAUUUAUUUCAACUUUAAACAGCAUCAUAUUUCCCCGGCGGUUUAUCUGCCUGAAUGGAUAAUACCGCUUUUCUUAGACCAUCUCCCGUUCGAGGCCUGUGCUAGGCUCUGGGAUGUGCUAUUACUGGAAGGUGACGCGUUCUUGUUCCGUGCUGCACUGGCCAUCUUGGCCGUGCUGGAGCCACGUCUGUUCUUUCCUGAACGACGCGAAUUGUUGGAGCUGCUGAGAGGCGAGAACAAAGCUGCACUCGAAGUAGCUAAACGCGACGGACGUCCCCUGAACGCCGGCAAAUACGAGAUUUAUGGCGUCGACGAAGAAACACUGUGGGAGCGGAUCGAGGGCAUGGACGAGUGGUGGCGGGAGAGCACGUGGAAACGACUCACUCAGCGGGAACUACCUGACUUAUGAGAAGCAUGGAGCAAAUGGACUUUAUGCCCGCACGUAUUUAUGUCGUCACCCCGCAUUAUCCUCGUCAUCCUCCGUACAGCUAUUGUAGAACGCAUACAUCUUCCGCCGAUUUGCAUCUCGCGUUACCUCCUCGCUUGCUACCGCGAAUAAUCUUUGGAGAAUCGAAGUCUUGAGCUCCCCGGUGUCCAGCGGUUGCGUUUCUCCACAACGUGCGCAGGAAUUGGACAAGAGUGACGGGUAGGAAGGUGAUGAUGUUGGUAGCUCUGUCCGUGGACGCUUCUGACCUGACGGCACGUGGGGUUGGAUUGGCUCUUUCAGUGCAGCGAUCAAAGGCUGGAACACGGUUUUUUCGACAUGUUUGUAAGUCAGUUUUGCUUGUGUGCCCGCUGCGAGGCUCAAGAAUGGGUUGAGGACGGCACAGAGCGGAGUCGGUGCUGAGAUGUCGUUGGCAGUGACAGUCAUUGCUUUUUCGAGUUCGUCGAGGUAGAUCUCAGAUAAAUGGAAAGUCAAGCUAGACGGGACCUUGAUGUCCGUGGGGCAGAGAGGACCACCGACGCCGGUCAGGAUGUCAGUGUAGAUUUUGUACGUAGACUCAUCCCAGUUUGUCCGGAUGAGGAGACGGAAGGAUGCGCUGACGAAACGCCGUACUAGCAUGUAGUACUUGUCCAUCCUGAGUCGAUCAAUACCGCUCCAUUCACGGACGGUCGUGAUCCAGAAGCCUCUGAGAAAGUUGAGGGAGGAAGAUGUAUCCUUUAUUGUGAGCAGCAACUCAGCUAGCUCAGAUGCUAGUGCUUGCUGCACGAGGGGUUUAUCUGACAUCCAGAAGCAGUAGAAUAUGCCCUUCCAGAGCUUUGCCAUCUCGACAUCUGGCAACGCAUCGCCGGAAUCAUUGGACAGGAAACCGGCGAGAUUUUUGACGGCCUUGUCUCGGACCUUCUUGUCGUUGGAGGCUAGAUAUUUGGCAAGCGGUGGGGCACCACCCUCGGCGGCGGAAGUGGC
This is a messenger RNA of Coniophora puteana RWD-64-598 SS2, 2906 nucleotides long. Its product is annotated as RabGAP TBC. The coding region runs from base 15 to 1907 and encodes 630 amino acids. Lineage: Eukaryota; Fungi; Basidiomycota; Agaricomycetes; Boletales; Coniophoraceae. The transcript is spliced from 11 exons. The record is from RefSeq and is a predicted model, not a curated record.